GGUUUUUUAUUUUAUUUAAUUUUAUUUGUGCAAAUGGUGUCGUCUGUCGGUCCAUCACAUUUCUAAACAAUUUCUCUCUCUAAAAAACUCAAUUCAACUGAAUCCUCCCUAAAAACUCUCCUUCUCCCAUGGAUCCGCCAACCUCUUGGGACUCCUUGCGAAACCAGGCAAGGAAGCUUGAAGCUCAAUUGGAUGAUCAAAUGCAUUUGUAUCGUAAAUUAGUUUCAAUUAAAGUUGAUGAUGGUAGCGAGAACGAUCUUGCAUCAGGGAUACAACAAUUACUCAAACAACUGCAUCAUGUAAUUUCACAAAUGCAAGCAUGGGUGUCAUCGGGAGGAUCAGAAAUAUUUUCUCACACAUUAACUCGUCAUCAAGAAAUUCAUCAUGAUCUUAGUCAGGAGUUCAAUCGGCUUCGAUCUAGCCUCAGAGCGAAAAGAGAGCAUGCAUCACUGCUCGAGGAUUUCAGGGAGUUUGACCGAACAAGAUUAGAUCUUGAAGAGGGUGGUGCGUCUCAAGAGCAGUCUCUCCUUAAGGAGCGUGCUACUCUUAUGAGAAGUACGGGGCAGAUGGACGGUGUAAUAUCACAAGCACAAGAAACUUUAGGUACACUUAUGUUUCAACGUUCAACAUUUGGCGGCAUCAAUUCGAAGCUUAGCAACGUUAGCAGCCGCCUCCCAACCGUGAAUAGCAUUUUGUCAUCGAUAAAGAAGAAAAAAUCUAUGGACACGAUCAUUCUUUCGUUAGUUGCAUCUAUUUGCACGUUUCUAAUCUUGAUUUACUGGUUGACAAAAUAGCAAGGGAUCAUUGGAGUCUGGCAACAGUUGGAGGUAUGACUCAACUGCCCAAAUCGUUAUAUAGGAGGUAUAUUGAUUCGUAUGUACGUGUCAUUAUUUUUUUUGGGGACUCAGUGUGUCGCAAGUGUAUUUGAAAAUCGACCCUUUUGAAGUUAUAUGAUCAACGUCUUCAAACA
Molecule: messenger RNA, 970 nt
Organism: Cynara cardunculus var. scolymus (artichoke)
Lineage: Eukaryota; Viridiplantae; Streptophyta; Magnoliopsida; Asterales; Asteraceae
Product: Golgi SNAP receptor complex member 1-1-like
Exons: 5
Coding region: 129-794 (221 amino acids)
Biological process (GO): vesicle fusion; endoplasmic reticulum to Golgi vesicle-mediated transport
Cellular component (GO): SNARE complex; Golgi membrane; cis-Golgi network
Molecular function (GO): SNAP receptor activity
Source: RefSeq, a predicted model, not a curated record